Neohortaea acidophila is the source of this 1950-nucleotide messenger RNA. RefSeq names its product major facilitator superfamily domain-containing protein. Gene Ontology annotation, molecular function: transmembrane transporter activity. Gene Ontology annotation, cellular component: membrane. NCBI's taxonomy places the organism in Eukaryota, Fungi, Ascomycota, Dothideomycetes, Mycosphaerellales, Teratosphaeriaceae. The transcript has a single exon. Bases 200 to 1831 code for a protein of 543 amino acids. The record is from RefSeq and is a predicted model, not a curated record. Gene Ontology annotation, biological process: transmembrane transport.
CCGCAGUGUCUCGAAGUUCGGCGCAGUAGGGCGACCCACAUUAAGUACUGCCGCCGACCGCACCGCCCACUAUGACUCUUACCCACAACGCCAUGUCAGCCCACCGCAUUCUCUCACCGCACUCCAUCACCUUCGCUCUCCGGUGAAUGUGCAUGUUUUGUACCAAACUCCGCCCAGCUCCAUCGGGCUCUGAAGAACCAUGGCCGCAACAAUGGUAGAAGUCGAGCUACAGCCGCUUACUCGUGCCAAACAUCCCGAGACGCUCACCGAGACUCCGCAGUCGCGCCCUGCUUCCAUAAAAAGCGACCCUAUUGAUCAUCUCCAUGCGAUUCCAAACGACAUCGAAGUGACCCCCGAUCAUGCUCGCUCGAAGCUUCACAAGGUUUCGGUCGUCUUCCAACUAUGCGCCAUCAACUUCAUGGCCAGCUUCGCCAGCGGCGCCAUCACGGUUGGCUUACCGACAAUUGCUGUAUCGUUGGCAAUUCCUGAAGCCCUAUACACCUGGCCGUCGUCGGUGUACGGUCUGGCAUCGGGAGCCACCAUCUUGCUUUCUGGAGCCGUGGCCAACGUCGUGGGUGCCCGCAUUGUCGAUCUCGUGGGAACCGCAGUUCUCAGCAUAUCCACCCUAGCAUGCGCAUUCUCCCAAAGCCCCAUCCAACUCAUUGUGUUUCGAGCGCUCCAGGGGACCGGCAUAUCCAUGCACUUCCCAGCGUCCGUCGCCCUGGUCACGGCGGCCGUGCCUGCCGGCAAAGGGAGAAAUAUGAGCUUUGCAUGUCUCGGCCUCUCGCAGCCGCUAGGCUUCUCCGCCGGGCUGGUCGUCAGUGGGGUGAUGAUUGAGAAAACCGGAUGGCGAUCUACUUUCUACCUGGCUGCAGCGGGGUGCGUUGCGGCAAGCAUUGCAGGAUUCUGGAUCUUGCCCACAGACAAGUCUCGACAAACCGGGGAACUGUCGAAAAUGCAGCGAUUGCGGACGGAGGUGGAUUGGAUUGGUUCGAUACUUGCGUCGGCAGGCCUCGCGCUACUCAGCUACGUGCUUGCCGUGGUGAGCGCCGAUACCGCGAACAUUCACAAAGCCGUGAAUGCGUCUCUCCUAGCCCUCAGCUUCGUAGCCCUCGCUGCCUUCCCGCUCUGGAUGCGGCACCGAGAGCGAUCUGGACAGGCCCCACUGAUCCCCAACUCCCUUUGGAAGAAGAAAGCGUUCACGUGCAUGUGUGCCAUGGUUACGCUUUCUUGGGGCGCGGGCAACGCAAUGGAACUCUUCUCGAGCUUGUACUUCCAAAACAUCCAGCAUACUUCGACCAUCUUCACCUCGCUCCGGCUGCUUCCCAAUCUGACAAUGGCGGUCAUAGUGGAGCUGGUGGUGGGACUCAUUGUCGACAAAACACCCAUCCGCUGGGCCGUGGUCGGCACCUCCGUGUUGAGUGCUAUUGCACCAUUGCUGAUGGGGUUGGUCGAUCCCAAACAGCCCUUCUGGUACAUGGAACUCUGGGCUCAGAUUUUGGCGCCAAUUUCUGGAGAUGUCUUGUUCACAAUCGGGCUACUGGUGGUAUCAGAAGAGUUCACCGAAGACCGGCAGGCGCUGGCGGGAGCGGUCUUCAAUACGGUGGCGCAAUUCGGAUGGAGUCUGGGAAUCGGCCUUUGUCAAGUUGCAGCGUUUGUCGUCACGCAGGACAAGCAACAUAGUGGUGAUGGCUCUAGGUCUGCCGCUGCGGCUCUCUUGGACGGAUAUCGUGCAUCCUUCUGGACCAUCUUUGCGUUUUUCGUCACUAUCGUUAUACUCGCACUGGGAGGUUUACAAAAGCUGGGGAAGAUUGGCGCAAAGCAAGACUAAUAGAAUAGAUACCAGGGAUGUAUACUCUGGGGAUAGAAGUGACCAUACGAGGAAUGGAAGAGAAUGUAGACAAAAAGCAGACUAGAUUUGAUCAUGAAUUCAUCAACUUGGAACGAGCA